This is a messenger RNA of Cannabis sativa, 1454 nucleotides long. Its product is annotated as polygalacturonase-like. The record is from RefSeq and is a predicted model, not a curated record. Gene Ontology annotation, biological process: carbohydrate metabolic process. Gene Ontology annotation, molecular function: polygalacturonase activity. The transcript is spliced from 3 exons. NCBI's taxonomy places the organism in Eukaryota, Viridiplantae, Streptophyta, Magnoliopsida, Rosales, Cannabaceae. The coding region runs from base 51 to 1265 and encodes 404 amino acids.
CAACAUUAUACAUCCAACUUCUAAACCAUAUACCAAUAUCAUUGAAUAUUAUGGCUUAUUCCAAUAACAUUUUCAUAAUGAAGAUGAGUUUAUUCAUUUUAUACCCACUAAUCAUGUUGAUAAUCUUAGCUCUUCCAACAUUAUCAACUUCAUCUUUCAAUGUUUUGAUGGGUUUUGGGGCGAAACCCAAUGGCCUAACUGACUCCACCAAUGCAUUCCUACGUGCAUGGGAAGCUGCAUGUACCUCUACUCAUGCUGCCCUAAUAUAUGUCCCCAAGGGUAGGUAUUUGCUUCGCCCACUGGCCUUUAAGGGUCCUUGCAAAAGCCCCCAUAUCACCUUCCGAAUUGAUGGCACCCUUGUUGCCCCACAAGACUAUCGGGUUUUGGGUGGAGCUGAGAAUUGGCUUAACUUCCAAAGGGUUAGCGGGGUUUCUAUUGUUGGCGGUGCACUUGAUGCCAAGGGUCCUGCCUUGUGGGCUUGUAAGGCCAAUCCAACCAAGUCAUGCCCUUCUGGAGCCACGAGUUUGAGCAUUACGUAUUCCAAAGACAUAAAAAUUACUGGACUAUUGUCGUUAAACAGUCAAAUGUUCCACAUUGUGAUAAACCAUUGUGAGAAUGUGGAGAUGAGAGCAGUGAGAACCAUUGCCCACCGUGAUAGUCCCAACACUGAUGGCAUCCACGUUCAACUCUCUAAAAAUAUUGCCAUCUUGAACUCUGCGGUAGGAACUGGGGACGAUUGUGUUUCCAUCGGCCCUGGCACUCAGAAUCUCUGGAUCGAACGCAUGGCUUGUGGUCCUGGUCAUGGCAUUAGCAUCGGGAGCCUGGCUAAGGACAUGAAUGAGGAAGGAGUCCAAAAUGUAACCGUGAAGCAAGUUGUUUUCACAGGCACUCAAAAUGGGAUCAGGAUCAAAUCAUGGGCCAAGCCUAGUAAGGGCUUCGUCGAAAGUGUUCACUUCUCGAAUAUCGUUAUGAGAAACGUCCAAAAUCCAAUCAUAAUCGAUCAAAACUACUGCCCAAGUCACGUCAAUUGCCCAGAUCAUGCAUCGGGCAUAAAAAUUAAGGAUAUAACUUAUGAAAACAUCAAAGGAACAUCUGCAACAACAAUUGCAACAAAAUUCGAUUGUAGCCCUGGAAAUCCAUGUAGUGGGAUUAGAUUGGAAGAUGUGAAUUUGACUUUCCAAAACAAACCAGCUCAAUCCCUUUGUGCCAAUGCUAAAGGAAUAUCUUUUGGCACUGUUUUACCAAAUAGUUGCUUAUCAAAUUGAUUUAUUUAUAUAGAAUUAUUUCCCUUUAUUUUAUUUGUAUAAUUAAUUAUUUGAUUAAUUCUUUGUUAAUUGUAUAUCAUCACUUCAUUAUUUAUUUAUUCAAUUCUUUUACAUUAGUCUUACAAUGAUUGUUGUAAUUUAACUUUCUCAAGCCAUUUGAUCAUGAAUAUAUUACAAUAUCCACUUGUU